Trichoderma citrinoviride is the source of this 1257-nucleotide messenger RNA. Its product is annotated as glycoside hydrolase family 17 protein. The annotation marks the transcript as partial. Lineage: Eukaryota; Fungi; Ascomycota; Sordariomycetes; Hypocreales; Hypocreaceae. Gene Ontology annotation, biological process: carbohydrate metabolic process; cell wall organization. Gene Ontology annotation, molecular function: 1,3-beta-glucanosyltransferase activity; glucan endo-1,3-beta-D-glucosidase activity. Gene Ontology annotation, cellular component: fungal-type cell wall; extracellular region; cell surface. The transcript is spliced from 2 exons. The record is from RefSeq and is a predicted model, not a curated record.
CUGGCCACGGCCAUCUCGGCCGUCAACGCCGCCUACCAGGGCUUCAACUACGGCUCAACCUUUACAAACGGCCAGCCCAAGGCCCAGAGCGACUUCGAGGCCGAGUUCAAGACGGCCGCCGGCCUCGACGGCACCGACGGCGCCUUCACCUCGGCCCGCCUCUACACCAUGAUCCAGGCCGGCACCGCCAACACGCCCAUCUCCGCCAUCCCCGCCGCCCUCAGCACCAAGACGAGCCUGCUGCUCGGCCUCUGGGCGUCGGGAGGCGACGCCGCCUUCGCCAACGAGAUGGCCGCCCUCAAGAGCACCAUCAGCCAGUACUGCGACCAGUCGCUCGGCGACCUGGUGGCCGGCAUCUCCGUCGGCAGCGAGGACCUCUACCGCAUCACCCCGACGGGCAUCGCCUCCAACGCCGGCGCCGGCGCCCAGCCGGCUACCCUUGUCAACUACAUCGGCCAGGUCCGCGACGCCAUCAAGGGCUCGUGCCUGGCCGACGCCCCCGUCGGCCACGUCGACACCUGGAACGCCUGGGUGCUCGACUCCAACAAGCCCGUCAUCGACGCCGUCGACUGGCUCGGCAUGGACACGUACCCCUACUACGAGAACACCAACACAAACUCCAUCGCCAACGCCCAGUCGCUCUACCAGGCCGCCCUCACCAAGAUCCAGAACGCGGGGCCCGGCAAGCCCGUCUGGGUCACCGAGACCGGCUGGCCCGUCAGCGGGCCCAAGUCGGGCCUCGCCGUCGCCUCCACGGCCAACGCCCGCGAGUACUGGCUGCAGGUCGGCUGCCCCAACUUCGGCAAGGUCAACGUCUGGUGGUACACGCUGCAGGAUGCCGCGCCCGACGCGCCCAACCCUACCUUUGGCGUCAUCGGCAGCGAGCUGACCGAGAAGCCGCUGUACGACCUCUCGUGCAAGGACACCAGCGCUGUCGAGACCCAGACUACCGUUUCCGAGCAGACCACGACCGCGGUGGCGCAGACGUCCGUCUCAGAGGUCUUCACCACUACCUUCCCCACGGCCUCCGCUCCCACCUCCGUCAUCGUCAUCGUCCCCACGACCUUGGCCUCUGCCCCGUUCCCCAGUGCCAACAGCACUUCUGCGGCGGGCGGCGGCGGCUCCCCCUCCGCCUCGGCCCCUGGCUCCGGCCCCAGCUCGCCUUCCACGAGUAACAUCCCCGGAAGCAGCGGUAGCAAGCUGAGCUCUUUCGGGGCGGCGGCGGCUGCUAUUGCCGUGGCUGCCAUUGCUCUGUAA